Molecule: messenger RNA, 1572 nt
Organism: Closterium sp. Yama58-4
Lineage: Eukaryota; Viridiplantae; Streptophyta; Zygnematophyceae; Desmidiales; Closteriaceae
Source: the annotation of a GenBank genome assembly
AUGGCCGAUCCGUCCGACGCGCUCGUGCUGGCGUUGCACGAAGUCGAGGCCGUGAAAUUCGGCAGCUUCAAGCUUAAGAGCGGAAUCUGGUCGCCGAUUUACAUAGAUCUGCGCGUGAUCGUAUCGUAUCCGAAGCUGCUGCAGCAGGUCGCCGACGCGAUGUGGGCUCUCGUGUGCCCGUCGGUUGUGGGCGAAUCCGACGCCGCUGCGAAAUUCGACAACGUCUGCGGCGUCCCGUACACCGCGUUACCCAUCGCCACGGCCAUUUCGCUUUCGCGAAACGUCCCGAUGGUCAUGCGAAGGAAGGAGGUGAAAGGGUACGGCACGAGGAAGGCGAUUGAAGGGGCUUUCCAAACUGGCCAGCAUUGCCUCGUUAUUGAGGACCUCGUUACAAGUGGGGCAUCCGUGAUGGAAACUGUAGAACCGCUUAACGAAGUAGGGUUAAAAGUAACCGACGUGGUUGUCCUUAUCGAUAGGGAACAAGGCGGCGCCGCGCAUCUGGCGGCGCGAGGGCUGCGCCUCCACGCGGCGCUGACGCUGACACAUGUCGUCACGGCACUGGUCAAGCACGGCAAGCUGACCAAUGACGUGGCAGAGUCCGUUACCAAAUUCAUUGCGGAGAACCAAACCGCAAAUCCCGCCGCUGCCCCCGCCGUUGCCCUCGCCGCUGCCCCCGCCCCUGCUGUAACGGUUACUCCUGUAACCGCCGCGCCUUCGCGAAAGUCGUACGCCGCUCGCGCGGCCCUGGCGAAGAACGAGGUGGGCCGGCGGCUGUGGGAGAUCAUGGAGCGGAAAAAGACAAACCUGUCGGUGGCUGCUGACGUGGAGUCGGCGGAAGAGCUGCUCAAGCUGGCGGAAACGAUCGGGUCGGAGAUCUGUGUGCUCAAGACGCACGUGGACAUUCUCCCGGACUUCACUCCCGAGUUCGGCAAGCGCAUCCGCGAGAUCGCCACGCGUCUGGACUUCCUGGUGUUUGAGGACCGCAAGUUUGCUGACAUUGGUAACACGGUUACCAUGCAGUACGGCGGGGGCAUCUACAAGAUCUCGGAAUGGGCUGACAUCAUCAACGCGCAUGGUGUGCCGGGGCCAGGCAUUAUCAAGGGACUCAAGCAGAAGGGUGGGUCGCUCUUGCUACUCGCAGAGAUGAGCUCAGCCGGAACCCUAGCCCACUCCACCUACACUGCCUCAACGCUGCGAAUGGCGCUCACUGACCCGGACUACGUGAUUGGAUUCAUCUCCAUCCACCCGGGGGGCUGGCGCACCGGUGCCACUGCUGCUGCUGGUGGUGCAGCGUGUGAGGAGCUGGCAGCGGCUGUGAGGGAGGCGGAGGCAGCAGGGGUGUGGGAUACGUUGGUGCACAUGACACCGGGCGUACAGCUGGCGGCUGGAGGGGACGCGCUCGGACAGCAAUACAACACGCCAGACGCGGUGAUCAAACAGCGGGGCUCCGACAUCAUUAUAGUAGGCCGGGGAAUCAUCAAGGCGGCCGACCCGCUGGAAGCUGCCAGGAAGUAUCGCGAGGCUGGGUGGGCGGCGUACGAGGAGAGCCUUGCUGCUGCUGGUGCGGUCUAG